Molecule: messenger RNA, 741 nt
Organism: Chaetomium fimeti
Lineage: Eukaryota; Fungi; Ascomycota; Sordariomycetes; Sordariales; Chaetomiaceae
Exons: 1
Coding region: 1-741 (246 amino acids)
Source: RefSeq, a predicted model, not a curated record
AUGUCCAGCACCGAUCAGCAGCGCCGCAGGCAACAGGGGUCAUCCCAGCCCGAUCCGUCCCGCAGAGGCCCGGCGCAAGCCCCUAGCUCCGCUCCGGCCCCGAGACGCCAGGCAGCUCCUACUUCCGGUUCCGGUCCAACUUCGUCGGGCCGCCCAGCGCCAGCUCCUGCCGCCCGAGCGCCCCCGGCGUCCCGCGAUAAUGAUGGCCCGGCUCCCCCGCCGGCUCCGAUCGACGACUACGACCGUAUGGAGGAUUCCCGCGAUAACGAGAUCGCACAGCACUGGGAAAGGUGGUACCAGCGCAUCGAAGAGAACUACACCUACCCCGUGGUGAUCAACGAUGACAUCGCCAAUGAUAUAUACCGUGUCCUCGGGAGCCAGCCCCCGCAGUUCUCGGUGCAGCGCAAGCCCAGACUCGGCGACGGCCUCGGCGGCCAGGCUAUGGGCAACGUAAGGGUCGUCCUUCUCGACGGCGACAGUCUGGACGACGUCAAGGACUCCUUCCGCGGCAAGAAGGCGACCGUGAUCAUUAACCAGGCCGAACGCUCGGCCUUUGUCCCGGAGAGGCUGACUUCUGAUGCGGCCGCCGAGUUGGCAAAUGCCCCUCCCCCUGUCCCCGCCCCCGCCUCCUCCGGUCAGUUGCCCAUCCGUGGCGGCCCAUCGAACCCCUCGCCGGCCCCUCGGAAAGAGGAGCGGAGAAGUAAUAACGGGAACGGGAGCGGCAACGGGUCCAGAGGCUGA